Messenger RNA from Rubroshorea leprosula, 2438 nucleotides. The record is from the annotation of a GenBank genome assembly. Lineage: Eukaryota; Viridiplantae; Streptophyta; Magnoliopsida; Malvales; Dipterocarpaceae.
AAGCAAAUCCCAACUGUCUUGCCAUCUUAGUUCCGUUUCUCACUUCAGCUCUCAGCCCUCAAUUCGUUUUUUAACUUUUUCCAGUGCCAAAACACAAGACAUCAUUUUCAAGUUCUAUGCAACUCCACUAAACUGUCAUGCUAUGAUUCUCUAACACAAGUUUUGUUUUUGAAGUUCUACCUCCUCCUUAGAAAGUACAUCUCGUACUACUCUUGGAGGCGGAGAAGACCCAGUUGAAGUUUGAGCAAGGAUGUUUGAUAUCUUCUUCGGGUGGAGGAAAGCUUCCAGAUGUAAGAAGCUGAUCAAGCAGGUUCAGUGCCGCCUGAAGCUGCUGAAGAACAAGAAGUAUACGAUCGUGAAACAGUUGCGGGAGGACAUGGCUGAGCUCAUCAAACUUGGCCAUGAAGAGAGCGCCUUCAAUCGGGUUGAGCAACUCUUCAAAGAUGAGAACACAAUAUCAGUCUACGAUAUGUUGGAUCGUUACUGUGAAUUUCUCACCAUUAAUCUCUCAUAUAUCCGCAGAAACAAGGACUGCCCCAAUGACAUAAAUGAAGCAGUUUCAACUCUUAUAUUUGCCUCUGCAAGAUGUGGAGAUCUUCCUGAACUUCCUUCAAUCCGGAAGCUCUUUGGGGAGCGAUAUGGCCAGGGAUUUGCAACUGGUGCUAUUGAAUCAUAUCCUGGGAAUUUGGUGAACCGGGAGGUUAAGGAGAAGCUCUCCAUAAAAACAGUCCCAGAUGAUGCAAAAGACAGAUUGGUUGAUGAGAUUAUCAGACAGCACUGCCUAAGGCCGGAGCUUUUGGCAAUUGAAUACCCUUUAGAACCGCAACAACAGGACAAGGAAAUUAUCAUUGAAGAAUCUCCAGUGCAGAAUUCAGAUAUCAUUGAGACAGAAGAAGAAUCCAUGGAUGUUGUGCUAACUUCGAUGACAAAGAGUCAUUUAUCUGAGCCAUUUCAGUCUCAAUCUCUCCAAAGUUCAGAUGCAAUUAGGGCUUCUGUGACUGGUUCUAUAGUUCAGCAAUCCUCAUCAGAUGUAACGGAGUCAUUGGUAUUGAACAAAGAAGAGAAGGGAGAGAAUUUUAAAGAAGAUUCUGGAUUUGAGUCUGAAGUUGGUAGUGCUGUUGACACAGAAAGCCGAGGCAAUGAUAGGAAUAAUGCGACAUCCAUUUUGAAACACAAGGAUAAAAGACUGAAAGCUGUUUCUUCUUCGGAAAGUUCAAAACAAUUUUUUGGGGAAAAAGUUGUUUAUCAUGAUGAUACAGAGGAAAUUCAGUCAUCUGUGACAAAAGAAGGAGGCAGCCAGGAUCAGAGACUAUUCAAGUUCAAGUCACCUAUCCCACCUAAGACAGGAGGAAUUAUUUCUGAGUUUUCUGAUGGGGGGAGUGGCAUGGAUCACCAUGAAGAAGUGAGUGAGAUUUCAGGCUCAUCGAGCUCGAGGAAAAGUAACAAUGCAGAUAGGAAAAGAUCAAGGAGGAGGUCAAUCUCUCGAGAAAGUUCCACCAUGCAGGAUACUGAUCAUGAGAUCUACUACGAGAAGCCUUCAAGUCACAAGCAUAGAUCACACAGGAGGAAACUUCAGAAGAAUGCAACAGUAGAAGAACAAUCAACUUAUGGACAGAAGUUAAUGAAGCAACAUGGCUGCGCAGAUAAAUGCAAGUACAAUGCAGUGAAACCAUGUGUCUGCAGGUUGGAAGAUCCUUAUUAUUUUUCUCCUGGUGACAAAAAGGAUGAAGAGCAAGCUCCUCAACGGAAGCAAAAUAGAGGGCUUAAAAAUAUGGGGCAGUUUCCUUUUCGUGGUUUUGAAGAAAAUUUAAGUGACAGUUUCAGCCAAUCUUCUCAGUAUGGAGGAUCCAGUAAUGAAAUGGAAUGGACAAAAGUAGAACAGACUGUUCUUCCUAAGAAUCUGAGAAGUAGAAGAAGCUAUGCCAAUGGAGAAACUGUAUAUGUUGUUUACACCUGGCCGCCUAAUAAGCAAAGAGAGAAAACAGAAAAAAAGCAGUCACUCCCUUCUUACUUAAGAGCCAUGACAAUGCCUCAAGAAAGGCCUAAAAACAGUCAGAAGGACAGCAUUUUACGGUCAAUUUCAUGCAAUCUUCCACAUCCAAAUCAUGUCCAUCCUAAGCUACCGGAUUGUGAUGAAAUAACAGCCAAAUUCAUGGCUCUCAAGAAGGAUUACAAGCAGAAUAAGCCGUGAUCAGUGAAGAAUUCAAUUUUAUUUCCCUUACCUGCAUAUAGGACUAAUUCUUCAAUCUUUUUUCUAUUCUCUCGCCCAGAGAAUUCUCUUUCAUUCAUUUUCAGCUGUAGUAUGAUACCGCCGCGUUAAUUAUUCGAUCUUUGUGUAAUACUAAUACUAAUAAGAAAAGAGUCAUUUCUAGCUUUGAUUCACAAUUGCUUGGAAUGUAGAAAAUAUUUAUGAGAAAGAGCUGAGAAUUCAAAACGUC